Messenger RNA from Scedosporium apiospermum, 1758 nucleotides. RefSeq lists its product as uncharacterized. The record is from RefSeq and is a predicted model, not a curated record. Gene Ontology annotation, cellular component: nucleus. Lineage: Eukaryota; Fungi; Ascomycota; Sordariomycetes; Microascales; Microascaceae. Gene Ontology annotation, biological process: DNA-templated transcription. The transcript is spliced from 8 exons. Gene Ontology annotation, molecular function: DNA binding; zinc ion binding. Bases 1 to 1758 code for a protein of 585 amino acids.
AUGUCAACGGCUCCGCAUCCACUCCCAACAUCAGCUCCGUCACCCUCCUUGGGCCAAACGGAGACCAAUGCACCGGCGCUGAGUGUGCACGAUCGCCUUGCGCAGCUUGAGCGCCUUGUCUUGCAUCUGAGACCGAACUCGAUCAAUACGGCCCACCCUGGAGCAACAUCCGACUCCUCUCGCGCCGAUCCACCGGAUACGGCAAAAGGGGAUAGGCUAGUUGAUGAACGCUCUGAGUGCGGAAGCAUGCGCGUUAGUCCCUCAGAGCUCAGCUAUGUCGGUGUGGACCACUGGGCCGCGAUUCUAGAUAACAUCGCGGAUCUGAGGGAUCAUUUCGACCGGGAGGAGCAUCUUAGGCUCGCCAAUACCCCUGACAAACAUCUGGAUAACGACAAUGGGAGUGGGGGAAGACCACCGCCGCGUCAUGCGCUGCUUCUGUAUGGAUGUCGUCAGCCAACUUCGCGGGCUGAAAUUCUCGCCGCAUUGCCGCCAAAGGACGCAGUAGAUCGCUAUAUCUCACGCUACUUCAACCGCGUAGAUUUGGUUGCUUCAUCCGUUGUUCAUGGCCCUAGCUUUCUGCGAGAGUAUGCGGCCUUCUGGACGGACUCAUGUAGCGUAUCAAUUGUAUGGAUCGGCCUUCUCUUCAGCAUGAUGUGUCUCGCUCUCCUGGCCUCGGACGACGCUGAUGCUAUGCCCGGCACCGAAGCGGAGCAGCAGUGGCUGCAAAUCGAUCUAUAUCGUGAAAGGGUCGUGCAGUGCUUGAUAAUGGGCGAAUAUACAAAUUGUGGGCCAUACGUCUUGGAAACCGUCAUCAACUACGUUUACGUUGAAUUCGCCAUCCGAUCUGACGCCGAUAAGGAUGUAUGGUUCCUACUUGCGCUCGAGGUCAACUUGGCCAUGCGCAUGGGCUACCACCGUGAUCCCAGUCACUUUCCUUCCAUUUCGCCCUUCCAGGGAGAAAUGCGGCGUAGGCUCUGGGCGACUGUUCUGCUGGGAGAUAUUCUCAUAUCAAGUCAGAUGGGCAUGCCACGCAUGAUCUCCGACCGGGACUGCGACACGGCCGAGCCUCGGAACCUUAACGAUGCCGACAUCGAUGAAGGUACUACAGAGCUACCGCCGUCUCGGCCAGAGACUGAAUUCACUGCGGCCCUAGGCAUUAUCGCUCGGAGAAGGAUAUUGAUGACUCUAGGCACUAUACUAGAUCUGACAUCCUCAAUCAAGCCUUGCACCUAUGCGGAGGUACUGAGAGUCGAUGCCGUACUGCAAGAGGCGGCAGAAAAUAUCCCCACUCCUCUGAAGAUGAAGCCUAUGGCGGCUAGCGUCACUGAUUCAGCGCAGGUCAUCAUGGCUCGGUUAUUUAUCAGCCAUAUGAUCUACAAGGGGAGAGUCAUGCUUCAUGACGCUAAGCCGCAAAGGGGAAGUCGUGGCAGCGUUACGGAGAGCGAGAUUGAUUUGGAUGAGGAGAAGUGCCAGUUCUCAGGAGGCCAAAAAGGCAGCGGGAAUUCUGAUCCCUGCCGUGCUGCCAAUGAGAGUGGGAAUGAUGCUACUAUGGGAUUCGAAGAUGGACAGGAGAAUCUGCGGGAGAGAAGGACUCCGUAUGGAGGGGACCAAUUCUUUACGCCAGAUCUUGUGAUUGCGCAGGCUCGGAAUCCCGGUGUCUCGCUGCACCACUUCGGUGUGGUUGUCCGCUUGCUCCAGAUUCAGCACCGAAAGACACUGCAUGUUGUAGUUUCUCCUAACAAGCAGGACGACACUUAG